Cavia porcellus (domestic guinea pig) is the source of this 658-nucleotide messenger RNA. RefSeq names its product interferon-induced transmembrane protein 3-like. Bases 126 to 530 code for a protein of 134 amino acids. Gene Ontology annotation, biological process: negative regulation of viral genome replication; response to interferon-alpha; response to type II interferon. Lineage: Eukaryota; Metazoa; Chordata; Mammalia; Rodentia; Caviidae. The record is from RefSeq and is a predicted model, not a curated record. The transcript has 2 exons. Gene Ontology annotation, cellular component: plasma membrane.
CUGCUAGUCCCUAACUUGCCUUUGGGCAGGAAAAAGAAACUUGUGAGAAAUCGAAACUGCACUGCAGAGUUGGUCACAGAGAAGAGCCCACUGUCCAGACUCACAACGUGUCCUGCUUCAGCACCAUGAACAACACGACCCAGACCUUCUUCUCCCAGGCCAAUGUCAGCCUCUCCCCAAACUACGAGAGACUCCAGGAAGAACACGAGGUUUCUGUGCUUGGGGUCACCCAUGGUCCGGUUCCCCCAACAUCCACUGUGAUCAACAUCCGCAGCGACACUGCUGUGCCUGACCAUGUGGUCUGGUCCCUCUUCAACACGAUCUUCAUGAACAUGUGCUGCCUGGGCUUCAUAGCCUUUGCCUACUCCAUAAAGUCUAGGGACAGGAAGAUGGUGGGCGAUGUGAUCGGGGCCCAGAGCUACGCCUCCACUGCCAAGUGCCUGAACAUCAGCGCCCUGGUCUUGAGCAUCAUUCUGGUCAUCAGCCUCAUCUUUGUGUUUGUCUUCACCUCUGUGCAGUUGUUCACAUGAUUCUCAGAGCCACUAGACCUGCAGUUUCCUUCCCUGUACACCAGUCAUGGCCUUGGGCUGGGCCUUUCCUGAACUCCACAAUCUGACCAGCUGUCCACCAUUGGGAUCAAUAAAAUGCAUAUUCCUAC